Messenger RNA from Elaeis guineensis (African oil palm), 753 nucleotides. RefSeq lists its product as uncharacterized. The record is from RefSeq and is a predicted model, not a curated record. Lineage: Eukaryota; Viridiplantae; Streptophyta; Magnoliopsida; Arecales; Arecaceae.
ACCCUCAAGACCCCCUUGAUAUUUCCAUCGAUAGCUCGACGCUAGUACCAGCCGUGACCAUAGUUUCUCUCUCGAUCUCCUGCUCUGUUGCUCUCGCUCUUGGGAAAAGAUGGCGAUCUCCUCCAUUCGCUUCUCCGUCCUCGCUCUGACGUUCGGAUUACUCGCGGCGGCUUCCUUCGCCCAGGCGCCCGGAGCAGCCCCUACGAGACCCCCCACCGCCGCCCCAACGAGGCCUCCCACGGCCGCCCCCGUUAGCCCUCCGACCCCAACACCCUCCCCCGUCUCCCCGUCACCGGUUCCCGCCAGCAGUCCCCCGACCUCCACCCCGAUACCCUCCCCCGCUCCGGGCGCUUCCCCUCCGGCCCCUCCGACCGCCGCCACCCCCUCGAGGUCUCCCGCCGGCUCCCCGCCCAGCACCAUCGCCUCCCCGUCGUCCCAGCCCCCCUCCGCCCCCGGGGCUGACAACGCCGCCGCGGUGCCCGUCGUCAGCUGGAUCGCGGUCGCCGCCGCGGUCGCCGUUGCUUGCGCGUUCUAGAUCCGUGCGAUCUCUCUGGCGCUUUCUUCACCGUUGAUUGUUGAUCAUGUGACCAUACUAUUAUAUUGUUUGUCUCCUCUUUUAUUCUUUUUUUUUUUUAAUUUUUUGGCACGCAUAGACAUGUGACCGAUUCAGCUGAGAGUAGUGUGAUGCUCGUUGUACCUUCUUUUAUUAUUAUCAGUUUUAGUGAUUCUUUCUAUUUUUUUUUUACCAUUACA